This is a messenger RNA of Aspergillus mulundensis, 2370 nucleotides long. RefSeq lists its product as uncharacterized. Lineage: Eukaryota; Fungi; Ascomycota; Eurotiomycetes; Eurotiales; Aspergillaceae. Gene Ontology annotation, biological process: mannan biosynthetic process. Gene Ontology annotation, cellular component: Golgi apparatus. The transcript is spliced from 3 exons. Gene Ontology annotation, molecular function: alpha-1,2-mannosyltransferase activity. Bases 1 to 2370 code for a protein of 789 amino acids. The record is from RefSeq and is a predicted model, not a curated record.
AUGGGAAGCAACGGCAUCAUAACUUCGAUGACGGAGGUCUUUACUCCUCCAGCUGCAUGUGCGACGUCCUGGACAUACGAACCCGAGGGUGCAAACAACGUUGAUGGUGGCCUGAUAAUGCAAAAUGCGUACACACUCGUGUCCUCCUGUUUUCCCUCCGACUUUGACGGCAUAGGACGGAUGGAAGCGUCCCAAGUGUAUAGCCCAGGGUACUGUCCUGUAGGCUAUGCCUCUGCCGAUGUGGUUGUCGAUAAGGAGGUCACUACUGCAAUAUGCUGUCUCUCAGGCUUCGACUAUUACACUUCCAUCAUGACAUAUAGCAACGGCGGCUCAGAUACAUACGCGGGAUGCACAAGCACUUACCCCAAAGGCAACUCGACCAUUAUACCCGUUCGUCAGGAGACAACAUCAACGCAGAUUGUCGGGCCCGUCACCAUGUGGGCGCAGCCGAUAACCGUCGCGCUGGAGUCCAGCGACUCGAGUCUGUUCGUUCCCCCAACGACGUCUUCUACACCCUCUGUCGCCAGUGAAACCGCUGCUUCGAGUCCAACCACCGACCCGGGGAGAACCACAUCAGCGAACGAAACAGAUGCCUCUGCUACAGAGUCUUCGCAGCCUGGGAGUGAAGACACCCCGUCUGGGGGCGGACUUUCCACUGGCGCAGGGGUUGGUAUAGGAGUGGGGAUCGGGGUCGGUGGUCUAGCUGCCUUCGCCGCCGUGGGCCUUUGGUUCUGGCGCUCACGCAAGGCAAAGAAAACAGCAGCUGGGCUGGCAAUGGGCGGUAAUGCUACUGCUUACAACGGGCAUGGGCCAUACUACCAGGACCCGCGCGCAUGGCCGAAGAAAGUGAGUGAGGUAGACGGGUCAAGCAGUACCGGCAGGCACCAGGGUUCUCCCCACGAGCUAGCCGCCAUCCCCACCUUCGUCGCCCUCUUCUUCCUCCUCAACAUAUUCUACUUCUGGCACAAACACACGAGCAUCGUUCUUCCAAUCUCAGACCAGCGAUCGCAGCUCUGGCAGCGUCUACAUCCGCUGCUGGAGCGACACACGCCGCAAUGUCCCGUACCAACGCAACAUGACGGACCAGGCGUCGUGCGCUUCGACGCAAUCAACGAAUUUCCUCGACAGAAUUUCAUCACCAAUGCCAACGAACUGGAGCUGCCCAUGCGAGAGGCACAUGAUGGCUUCGUCAAGGACAUGCGCAGGCUCAAAACACCUCGUUCUUACAUCCCAGGGACGAAGGGCAUCGUCUCAUCCGCGGGAGGAACAUACCUACCCACAUUCGUCGUAACGCUGAAGCUGCUCCGACGGACAGGAACAACGCUCCCAAUCGAGCUCUUCCUGAAAGACCAGUCCGAGUACGAGCCGUACAUCUGCGACGUGAUCCUCCCGCCACUAAACGUGAGAUGCCUCGUCCUCUCCGACAUCAUGAAGCCUGAGCCAGACUCGAGCCAGAAAGAGAUCUCCGGCUUCCAGCUAAAGGCCUUCGCCAUGCUCUUCUCCUCCUUCGAGACCUUCCUCUGGCUCGACGCAGACUGCGUACCCCUCCACGACGCCGAACCCCUUCUCACCUCUCCCCCAUUCACAACCAGCGGCCUGGUAACCUGGCCCGAUUUCUUCGCCAACACCGCCGCCCCCGUCUACUUCAACAUAUCCCGCCAGCCUGACCCCCCCUCCACAGCACGACAAUCCUCAGAAACAGGCAUGAUCCUAUUUAACAAGAAGACCCACUUCCAGACUCUCCUGCUAUCAGCCUACUACAACUACCACGGGCCCGACUACUACUACCCGCUCCUCGACCAAGGCGCCCCAGGCGCAGGAGACAAGGAUACCUUCCUGCAAGCCGCAACAGCGCUCAACGCCCCAUUCUACGCCGUCAGCGAGAGCGUCAUCGACCUCGGCAACAUCACGCCGUGGAACGACCAGAUCGCCAUUAACGCGGGGUACAUCCAGGCGGAUCCCGUAGAGGACUACGCGCUCACCAGCGCGGGAAGAUACCGCGUCGCCGACCCAGCCGUUGCAAAGGCACCCCGCGCCUUCUUUAUCCACGCCGGCGCGCCGGAGUUCAACCCGGGGAAUGAGCUGAUGGGCGAGAAACUGCGUGGGUUCGACGGCCAUCCGACGCGGCUGUGGACGUAUCCGCAGAGUGCGAUGAGGCGGUUGGGAUUCGAUGCGGAGAGGAUGUUCUGGGAGGAGGUGAAGGGUGUUGCGUGUGAGCUUGAGGAUGUGUUUGAGUCGUGGCGGAGGAAGAGGAGGGUUUGUGAGAAGGUGAAGAGGCAUUGGGAGGCGGUGUUUGCGGAUGGGGUUGUUAGGCCGGAGGGGUUGGCGUUUACAGAUGAUGAUACCAGGGUUGAGGGGUUGAGGGUUUGA